Messenger RNA from Brienomyrus brachyistius, 2912 nucleotides. RefSeq names its product calcium/calmodulin-dependent protein kinase IGb (gene camk1gb). Lineage: Eukaryota; Metazoa; Chordata; Actinopteri; Osteoglossiformes; Mormyridae. The record is from RefSeq and is a predicted model, not a curated record. Gene Ontology annotation, cellular component: intracellular anatomical structure. Bases 368 to 1831 code for a protein of 487 amino acids. The transcript is spliced from 13 exons. Gene Ontology annotation, molecular function: calcium/calmodulin-dependent protein kinase activity; calmodulin binding; ATP binding. Gene Ontology annotation, biological process: peptidyl-serine phosphorylation.
UCUGCAGGCAUGUAACUGCAGAGACGUCUAUAUAAAUGAUCUCGUCUCUCCUGAAAGGUAAAUUGCACUUUCUUUAAUAACAUGGGAUUUAGAGAGUCCGUGGGAUCAUGCGUAAGACUUACGCCAAUGUGGUGAUCAGCGGCAGGACACCGAGAUGGUACAUCAUUAAAGCGGACAACGUGGUAAACGGCAGUGUUCAGGCAAAACAACGUUUCAGCUGAUUGAUGGUGCUUCGAUGUGCAAGCGAAUCGUUUUCGCACGGGACACUUCGACUGUUUCUGCCGAUGUCAGUGGAUGUUGACGGAGCGCAACGCAAGCCGCAGAUCACAUUUAAGCGGUUUACUUCUCAGCCGGCACUCCGUGCACUAUGUACCGCUCCCUCCCGUUUUCACACGCAAUCCUCUGCCGCUGUUGCCCCUGCGUUUGCCCGAACAGUUGCAUCGGUAGAACAGAAAGGUGCAGAUGGAGUUGUUAUUCAACUCAAGAAAUCUCUGCUGAAGCUCGGGUCAACAUGGGACGCAAAGAGGCAUCUGAUGAGUGGAAGAAGAGGACCGAUAACAUCCAGGAUGUCUUUGACUUCAUUGAAAUCCUGGGAUCGGGUGCUUUCUCUGAGGUGUUCAUGGUGAAGGAGAGAAAGACAGGCAAGCACUUUGCCCUGAAGUGUGUGAAGAAGAAGCCAAAGAGGGACAACAUCCUCGAGAAUGAGAUUGCUGUCUUGCAGAGAAUCAAGCAUGAGAACGUCGUGGGUCUGGAGGGCAUCUACGAGAGCCGCACUCACUACUACCUCCUCAUGCAGCUCGUCUCCGGUGGCGAGCUGUUUGACCGCAUCCUGGAGCGCGGCGUGUAUACAGAAAAGGAUGCCAGCCUGGUGAUCCGGCAGGUGCUACAGGCAGUCAGCUAUCUCCACAAGAACGGCAUUGUGCACCGUGACUUGAAGCCAGAGAACCUGCUGUACUACAGCACAGAUGAGAACUCCAAGAUAAUGAUCAGUGACUUUGGCCUGUCCAAGAUGGAAGACAACGGUAUCAUGUCUACUGCCUGUGGGACGCCAGGAUAUGUGGCCCCCGAGGUUCUGGCUCAGAAACCCUAUAGCAAGGCUGUGGACUGCUGGUCCAUCGGCGUCAUCACCUACAUUCUGCUGUGUGGAUAUCCCCCCUUCUAUGAGGAAACAGAGACUCGGCUCUUCUCCAAAAUUAUGAAAGCACAGUACGAGUUUGACUCGCCCUUCUGGGAUAACAUCUCUGACUCCGCAAAGGAUUUCAUCGGAAACAUGAUGCAGAAGAACCCGAGGAUGCGUUACACCCCAGAGCAGGCCCUCCGACACUCGUGGAUUACAGGGGAAACAGCCCGCUCCCAGGACAUUUACCAGUCAGUCAGCCAGCAGAUCCAGAAGAAUUUUGCCAAGUCCAAGUGGAAGCAAGCCUUCAAUGCCACCGUGGCCAUUAACCACCUGAAGAAGCUGCACCUGGCCCACUGCGAGGCCCUCGCUGCCAGUGCUCAAGCCCUCGAGCAGCUCCCUGACGUGGAGAUAGUGGAUCUGUCGUCUCCUGAGGAGAGCCGGCGGGAGCUGGAAGUCGAGGACCUGGAACCUGGACCGCACAGCCGCACUGCGCUUCCUCUGGGGCCCAGUGAGACCAAAGAGCAUUGCUAUGCGCUGAGGAGCAGCCACAGUGAGCCGGGCCGCAGCCUUAGCAUCGCCGCGAAGGACCGGCAUCCCUAUCGCUCUGAGCCCACCAGCCUCAACGGGGCAGCCUGCCACUACAGCACCGUGACCAUUGGAACCCAGGACACCAUGCAGUCCCUGCAGACUGGCGUGUGCUCCGUCAUGUGAUCACGGCAGUAUGAGCAGGACAGAGCAAGAGUCUGACGGCUUUUGUGCUGAAAACUCAGCUUGACAGUGGUUCAGCUGGACCUGCCCAGAUGCAUGUUUGUAUGGAUGUGGGUCACUCUGACUGGCUGAGUGAAUCCAGCACGCAGCCCAAGCAGAAUCACUCUGAAAGUAAAGCAAUGCAGAGUGCCUGGAAAACCUAAAACAAACACAUAUGUAUACAGUGUCAUCACAUACGUGUUCUAUGUUCCGUAUGUUCAAAACAGGCCACAAACUCACUAUUGUAAGUGGCUAGUGUUGACUUUGUUGCUUUGACCGACGGAGUGUAUUUGAACGUGCUGUGUCCGUUGCUCUGUGACUGAACUUGUGUAAAGGACUGUACAGCAAAAAUGGGCUGCGCUUAAAAGUCCAGCUGGCGCCGUCAUCGGUGGACAAGUGUGCUUUCAGCCGUGGGAUGUUGGACUCCCACUGGACCAUACUGGCAGAACCAGGGUUACGCCUCAUUUCUUAGCACUCAUCCCGGGGCAUCCUGGAAGGUAGGCGCGGAUUUGCUAAGCGUCUGCUGUACUGUCAUCUGUACUCAUGAGGGCGUAGUUGAGCUGUCAUUCAGAAGGGGACUGUGGAACCCUGUGGUGGGAGGGAAGGAGAGCCUACGGGAGGUCAGUGCUGCCAUUCCACGGAGGAUUUCCUGCAGAGGAGUAGUGUGCUGUUCUUUGGGAUUAUUUUUGUACCUUUCUUUGUAAAAUCACACAUUCCUAGAGCGUAUGGAAUGAUGCUGCUCUUGAGGGUCACCCACAGCUCGCCUACAGCUGCGAAUGUCUUUGAGUUUUGAAAACUUGAGAUUUGCCAACGUGCCAAUGCUCAUUAUAUCAGGGUGAGGUGGUGGUGGGGGGGGGUUCACUGUUACAUAUUACAUAUGAAUGUCUAUGACUGUAAUCUGGUGUGUAAUCUGUAAUCUGUUAUGGAGAUAUAAUUAUUACUGUAGUUCUGCUAUUGUCACGGCCGGAAUACAGAGUACAAGCUUUUGUUGUGUAAAUACAAAAACACGCCGUCUGAUCCCGAAUAAAGCCUGGGGUUAACGCCA